GGAGAUGCUCUUACAACUUCCAUGCGCUCGACGGCUCCCGGCUCAAACACGCCGGCCGGCGCCGUGCGUUGCCUCCCUCCUCGGAGCGCCGCCGCAGGCAACCAGCUCCACGCGCUCCUCACCAAGCAUGGCCUCCUCCACCACCCGGCCUUCCUCCGCGCCCUCCUCUCCCGACUCCCUGCUUCCCCGUCGUCCCUCGCCCUCCUACUCUCCGCCCCUCCGCGUGUUCUCUCCCCGUCCCUCUUCUGCCCGGCCAUCGCCGCAUUCUCCUCCUCCUCCUCCGUUCCCUACUUCUCGCUCGUCAUCUUCAACCACGUCUCCUGCCUCUCCCUCCCCACUCCGCUCCCCACGUUCCCCGCCCUCCUCAAAUCCUGCGCCCGCGCUUUCAAGCUGCGCUCUGGAACCAGCUCGUCCUCCGCGGCCUGCGCCUUGAAGGGGCUGGAGCUGCACUGCCGCGUCCUAAAGCUGGGCUGCGCUGCGGAUCGCUACGUGCAGAACGCGCUCGUGUCCAUGUAUGGUAAACUCGGCCGUCUCAGGGAGGCGAGGACGGUGUUCGACGAAAUGCCUGUUAGGAACGCCGUUUCCUGGAACGCCCUAGUGGGUGCACACGAUGUGGCAGGUGAUUUGCAUGGUGCAGAGCGAGUGUCUCAGGAAACGCCUGAUAGGAACAUUUCAUGGUGGAACGCCGAGAUCGUGCGGAAUGCGAGGGCUGGUGAUAUGGAGGAGGCAUCACGGGUCUUCAGUAUGAUGCCUGACAGGGACGUUGUGUCGUGGAAUUCCUUGAUCGGUGGCUAUGUAAAGCUUAGGAGGUACAAGCAAGCAUUGGAGAUCUUCCAAAAGAUGCAAGACAAUGGCAUCGAACCGACCGAGCUAACACUUGUGUCAGUUCUUGGUGCAUGUGCAGAGGUUGGCGAGGUGGAGCUUGGGAAGGGUGUCCACAGUUACCUUGAUAGCAAGGGCAUUGCAGCAGAUGGUUAUGUUGGUAACGUUCUCGUCGAUAUGUAUGCGAAAUGUGGCAGAUUGGACCUUGCCAUGCAGGUCUUUGAAAGCAUGUCAACCAGGGAUAUUACUUGCUGGAAUGCGAUGAUUGUUGGGUUGUCGGUUCAUGGCUACUCACACAAGGCUCUGAAGCUCUUUGAUUCAAUGAAAGUUGAGCCUGAUCAUGUCACAUUUCUCGGUGUUUUGACUGCCUGCAGCCAUGGUGGCCUGGUGGACGAGGGGAGAUCAUAUUUUAGUAGCAUGACUGCAGAAUACAAAAUCGUGCCGGAUAUGAAGCAUUACGGCUGCAUGAUAGACAUGCUCUGCCGCUACGGUAAAGUUGCAGAAGCGUAUCAAAUGAUCAAUAAUAUGCCUGUCAAGGCAAACUCUGUGCUCUGGAAGAUGGUGUUGGCUGCAUGCCGAGUGCACGGGCUCAUGGACCUUGCUAACAAGGCUUUCCAGAAAUUGCAAGAGCUGAUGCCCGCCGAUGAUGGGGAUGUCAUCACGGUAUCAAAUGUUUAUGCAGAAGCAAAGAGAUGGGAUGACGUUGAGCAUCUGAGAACGAGGAUAAUCAAACACGGUGUUUGGAAGCAUGCCGCACACAGUCAAGUUGAUGUUACAUAGCUAAUUCUUUCUUCCACAAACUAGAGCGAACAAUGACGACUCCAGUUCCAGGAGUCCGUUUUGUCAAUCCGAGUACGGCCAGGCCACAGCUUCACUUGAUGUGAUUUUGUAGGCUGUGUGUUGUUGCUUCUAAUCUUCCAAGUGAAGACUGAAGUGAACUGUCAGGUUAGUGCUGAAUUGGUCAAUCUGUUGACACAGCAGAUAUGAGAGGACCUUGUUAUUACGCUGAAAAUGGCCUGUUUUAAGAUGGAGCACUGAAAACCUUGAAAAGCUUCAUUUCCUUCGCUGGAACUACUUAAUCGUGUUCGGAAAUAUUCCGUAAUGGAGUUAUUGCAGUUUUGAACAACGUGUCGGGUCUGAUGAUGUUUUGAACUUUUCAUAGCAACGGAAAACCCCGCUGUCAGGCAUACUUCAAUGGCUCCAUUGAUUUGUAACGAGGCAUUCAGAUACAGUUACUACUUGAUUCUUGUGAGCGAAGUUGAAGGCCAUGCUAAGAAGUUCCCGAUGUUACAGCAUUCCAUUUUUAUAGGCUCCUGUCAUGGAAACCAGAUGUCACAAAUGAUAUGAUUUUCUGGUCAUGAGCAGCUUAUUGCUUGUUCAGUCAUUGCACAUCUGAUGAGAGCACUGAUGAGAUGGGCAGCACUGCAGGAUACGGCCGCAAAUUACAAGCAAUCAAAAUGGAUUGUACUCCUAGUAACUGUCAUUGCACAGUCACACGAUGUUGUUUGUUCAGAAUAAAGUUGAAAAGUUGUAUGCAGAACAAAUCUGUGUACAAUGUUUGGCGGGCCAAACGAGUCAUGUUUUCAGAAGAAUUGCAUAGGAUUUUUGGAGGAUU
This is a messenger RNA of Hordeum vulgare subsp. vulgare (domesticated barley), 2437 nucleotides long. RefSeq names its product pentatricopeptide repeat-containing protein At4g18840-like. Gene Ontology annotation, molecular function: RNA binding; protein binding. The coding region runs from base 22 to 1602 and encodes 526 amino acids. Gene Ontology annotation, biological process: RNA modification. The record is from RefSeq and is a predicted model, not a curated record. The transcript has 2 exons. Lineage: Eukaryota; Viridiplantae; Streptophyta; Magnoliopsida; Poales; Poaceae.